Copidosoma floridanum is the source of this 786-nucleotide messenger RNA. It is a transcript of the gene RpS5a, whose product is annotated as ribosomal protein S5a. Lineage: Eukaryota; Metazoa; Arthropoda; Insecta; Hymenoptera; Encyrtidae. Gene Ontology annotation, molecular function: structural constituent of ribosome; RNA binding. The record is from RefSeq and is a predicted model, not a curated record. Gene Ontology annotation, biological process: translation. Gene Ontology annotation, cellular component: small ribosomal subunit.
UAUGUAUUCCUUGAUCCGCACCACAUGAUAAGUAACUCGUACCCAACCUGUCUCUUUCGUGUGUACUGAAUUUGGAGAACACGUGUUCUGUAGUAAACGAGAUACCAUGGCAGAAAUUGACAAGUGUGAAGGUAUUCCACCAACAUCGGAAGUGUCUGAGUUACCAGAAAUUAAACUUUUUGGGAGAUGGAAUUGCAAUGAUGUUAAUCUUGAUGACUUGUCAUUGCAAGAUUACAUUGCAGUAAAAGAAAAAAAUGCUAAAUAUUUACCUCAUUCCGCGGGUCGUUAUGCUGCUAAACGUUUUCGCAAAGCUCAAUGUCCGAUCGUUGAAAGAUUAACUAAUUCCUUAAUGAUGCAUGGCAGGAAUAAUGGAAAGAAACUUAUGGCAGUUCGUAUCGUAAAACAUGCAUUUGAGAUCAUCCAUCUUUUGACAGGAGAAAAUCCCUUACAGAUUCUUGUAACAGCUAUAAUAAAUUCUGGACCACGUGAAGAUUCUACUCGAAUUGGUAGAGCUGGUACAGUCCGUCGGCAAGCAGUUGAUGUUUCGCCUUUGCGUCGCGUCAAUCAAGCAAUUUGGUUAUUGUGUACUGGAGCUAGAGAGGCAGCAUUUAGAAAUAUUAAAACUAUUGCUGAAUGCUUAGCUGAUGAGCUUAUAAAUGCAGCAAAAGGUUCUUCUAAUUCUUAUGCUAUCAAAAAAAAAGAUGAACUUGAGCGAGUUGCUAAAUCAAACAGAUAAAGUAUUAAAUCUGUUAUCCAACAAUAAAGAUUUUUAAAAACAAAAAAAAA